This is a messenger RNA of Lachancea nothofagi CBS 11611, 1248 nucleotides long. The record is from the annotation of a GenBank genome assembly. Lineage: Eukaryota; Fungi; Ascomycota; Saccharomycetes; Saccharomycetales; Saccharomycetaceae.
AUGUCGACCAUCCUUUACAACGCCAAUUCGAGUUUAGUGUCGAGAUUUCAGCGAAAGGUGAAGCUGAGGGGCGACGCUGACUACAUACCAGUGGAUGCCGACUGUUUUGAUUCGUCUCAUGAAAAGAAUUCCAGAGAGUAUCUUCAAGAACUGUGCCAAUCCGUGUACCCAGACAGUGUCUCAAAAAGAUUAAGCAGCUUAAGCUACACAAAAAUCACAGUUCAUGCAUUUUUCGCUCUCGUUUUCAAGAACUUUAUCAACUCUUGGUUUGGCACUAGUAUCCCAUCUAAAGAUCCCGAACUUCUCUGCGAGCUUUAUCAAGUCGUAGAAAGAAUGACUACUCAUUUCGAAAAACAUACAUUUGAUUGGGAACAGCUUAUCCUUGAUGAUCUUCCUUUCACUUUGUCACAGCAUGUCAAUAUUUCGAACAUAAAUGGAUUGACUUACAAUCAAGAAGAUGUUUUAUUGGCUACGUCCAACUAUCUUUGUUCACUUUCGAACAAUGACUCCAGACUAGAGGCAGCGUUCUUGAAAUCCCUAUCUGAGGAUUUAUUAUGUGGCAAAAUCCUUCACAGUAUCGCAGAUCCUUACCUUAUACUUGAAGUUCUGAAUAAAAUGGCACAAUCGCUGGCCCUACCAUCAAAGUCUAAUCCGAAAACAAUAAUACACAAAAUUGCAUUUCUGAAAACUCUACUAAGUCCACGACAAUUCUAUAAAUCAACGCACAGUUCCAGAAAACCUGUGGUAUUUCGAUACGUUUUCACUUGUUUUAGAAGGCUUAUUAGUUUUGAGCGACGUCGGCCUUUAUUGUAUUGCAUCUGCAAGUAUAUUCAAUCUAUUGCCGCUAAGUGGAACGCUUUUGACGGAACCUUGCAUCAUGUAUUUCGCAAAUUUGUGGUGAACAAAAUUUCUAGCCCAAGACAAGCUGCAAAUUUCUUCGUGCAGCUGCGACAGAUAAUAUUCCCCACAGAUACUACAAUGGGCCCGCCUCGAACCCCUUUAGAUGAUUCUCAAAAACAGUUCUUGCGUCUGGAAUGUGAAACAAAUCUCCGACAUGUUAUGCGGCUGUACAGUAUGGACACAAUUAUGGGCCUCACGUCCCGCGACGCUCAUAAUCUUGUCACAGCAAUAGCUGCAGACCAGGAUCUUAACACUAUUUUACUGGAGAAACUUUUGGCGUGUGUGAUAGCACAUGCCGUUAGCUCAAAUCCCAGUUUUCGAGAAGGGCAUGCUGUACCGACGGCUUGA